UUCCUUGGGUGACUCAGGUGAGCCGCCGGACAGGGUCCGGGGCUCGGAGGUUGCUGUGCUUCCCUCUGCUGGGCCCGGCUUCAGCCGGUUAGAGAGCGACCUUCCCCCGCAGGCUCCUCCCGGAGAGAGGUGGUUAGCUCAUCGUGCUAAGCCAUGGCCUCGGUACCCUCCGCCGGCUGUCUCCUGGCCAAGAACCAGUACUAUAGAACAAGACAGAACUCGGAAUCCAGCGCUUCUUCUAGCUCCUCCUGCUGUUCAGAUGCUGUGAAUGCUACAGAGCAGGAUAAAGCGUUUCAUGGGUUACCUGACAUAAUUGAUACAUAUUGGUGGAUAAAAAGCUUUUUUCAUAGCGAGCCGCCACCACCAACUGUUGGCAGAAAAACGCUAUCGGCAAGCAGUACCAACAGUUGAAGGGGACAGCCCUCUGGCUUCAUUGACCGAGAUACUACAUACAGGCUUGUUUUUGACCAAGAGGCUUGGGAUCUUCCUAACGUCUGGGUUCAGCUGCAAGAAGAAAACAAAACCUGUGGGAGAGUGGAAGAGUGUAUUUUCAAAACAUUUGUCAGUAGCUUAAAUGAUAUUGCUUAAUGGACUUGUC
Messenger RNA from Dryobates pubescens (Downy woodpecker), 598 nucleotides. It is a transcript of the gene PPDPFL, whose product is annotated as pancreatic progenitor cell differentiation and proliferation factor like. Gene Ontology annotation, biological process: cell differentiation; multicellular organism development. NCBI's taxonomy places the organism in Eukaryota, Metazoa, Chordata, Aves, Piciformes, Picidae. The transcript has 4 exons. The record is from RefSeq and is a predicted model, not a curated record. Bases 154 to 411 code for a protein of 85 amino acids.